Molecule: messenger RNA, 1324 nt
Organism: Manis javanica (Malayan pangolin)
Lineage: Eukaryota; Metazoa; Chordata; Mammalia; Pholidota; Manidae
Gene: C2H8orf76
Product: chromosome 2 C8orf76 homolog
Molecular function (GO): protein binding
Source: RefSeq, a predicted model, not a curated record
GGCUCGCACGUGGGCCCUCUCAGCCCCGCCUCCAGCCGGUACCCGAGCAGUGGCCGCGCCAUGGAGACCGGGUGCUGGCUCCUCGGCGGCGAUUUCGAGGACUCGGUGUUCGAAGAGAGGCGGGAGCGGCGACCUGGUUUGCCCGCGUCCUACCGCGCCAAGCGCUGCGAGCCGCAGUGGUUUUGUGAAGAAAUGGGGAGCACUGAUGAUGCUGAAACUCUAACUAUGAAGAAAUUCAAAGGGGACCUGGCCUACAGACGGCAAGAGUAUCAGAAAGCACUGCAGGAGUAUUCCAGCGUCUCUGAAAAAUUGCCAUCUACGAAUUUUGCCAUGAAAAGGGAUAUCCAGGAAGGCCAGGCUCGGUGUCUAGUUCACCUGGGAAGGCACCUGGAAGCACUGGAGAUUGCUACAAACUUGGAAAAUAAAGCAACUAACACAGACCAUUUAACCACUGUGCUCUACCUCCAGUUUGCAAUUUGUUCAAGUUUGCAGAAUUUGGAGAAAACAAUUUUCUGCCUACAAAAACUGAUUUCUUUGCAUCCUCUUGAUCCUUGGAGCUGGGGCAGAUUGGCAGAGGCUUACCUGAAUCUGGGGCCAGCUCUUUCAGCAUCGUGUCUGACAUCUCAGACCCAGAACCAUCUCACCUCAAGUGACAAAACUGUCAAAUCCUCCUUUCCACGCUCAGGAAAAGACAGUCUUUUGGGAUUCCCUGAAAUGCUGCCUGAGAGCUCUGUGUUUUCUCUGGGACCAAGUGGCAAUAGUAACCAGAAGAGUGGGAAAGCUCUUAAAAAUAUCCAAAACUGUAUGGCAGAAAAGAGAGAAGCGGUAUUGCUAGAGACUCAGAUGAAAGCAUGUGCCUCUUUUAUACGAACCAGGCUUCUGCUUCAGCUCACCCAGUCUCAGCAAACAUCAUUUGCUUUGGAGAGGAACUUAAGGACUCAGCAGGAAAUUGAAGAUAAGAUGAAACAGUUCAGCUUCAGAGAAGACACUUUGCUGUUGAUAGCUGAGACCUGGACCUCUACUCGCCACCGGCUUCUUUCUCCUCUUGCCAGGCACCAAGCUCACCCUUUCUUCAGGGCCCACCUUUCAUUUCUCUUUCACCGUUAUGGGAGAAGAUAUCGUCCCAGAAAAAAUAAAAGAUGAGGUUCACACAGAGGUGAAGUGUGUUGGUUCUGCAGCCCUGACUGCCUUGGUGAUUGCAUCCUCAAAAGAAUUUGAAGACAAGUGGUUCGGAAAGAUCAAACAGCAGUCCUGUCCCUUUGAAAAUGAGUUCCAUUCAGAGAUACAAAUCUUGGCUUAGUUGUCCCUUUAAAAAUAAAACAUC